Molecule: messenger RNA, 1274 nt
Organism: Leucoraja erinaceus (little skate)
Lineage: Eukaryota; Metazoa; Chordata; Chondrichthyes; Rajiformes; Rajidae
Product: C-factor-like
Exons: 6
Coding region: 424-1179 (251 amino acids)
Source: RefSeq, a predicted model, not a curated record
CGUUGAGUUACUCCAGCACAUUGUGUGUAUCUUUGGUAUAAACCAGCAUCUGUAGUUCUUUGAACUAACUACCUUUAAUCAGACUUUAUUGGACUUUGACAACAAAAGUCGACGACCCAGAAACUGUGCGAAAAAAAAUCUUCAGACAUUCUCAGUGCCUAUGGAGUUAUGACACUAUUUAUUCUACAUGGCCACUGAGAAUGUAUGAAGAAUGUUUGCACAGUUUUUGACGUUUUUUUAAAAAUCCUGUUACGUUUAUUUCUGAAGUAAACAGCAGAGGGGACGAGCUGGUACUGGGGAGGGUUCAAGGCACCAGGCCUCUGAACUGGAGCGGGACGAUCUGCUCAGCUUCACCAGGAGCUGACACAAGCCUCGGCUUCGGGCUGACACACGCCCGGUAGUGAGGUCGGCGGCGCGGCGGGGAUGCCGAUCGCGGCGCUGGUGACCGGAGCGAGUCGCGGCCUGGGCCUGGAGCUGAUCCGCCAGCUGGGCCGCGGUGAGCGGCCGCCCCGUUACCUGUUCGCUGCCUGCAGAGAGCCCGAGGGAACCGGAGCGACGGAACUUAAGAACUUUGCAAAAUGUUUCUCAAAUGUGAAAAUAGUUAAGAUGGAUGUGGAUGACCUUAACAGCAUUCAAGAGACUGCCGAACAGAUUCAGGAGGUCUUGAAAGAUAAUGGUCUAAAUCUGUUGAUAAAUAAUGCUGGGAUCAACUUUGGUGGAGAUCUGAAUGGAAUUACUCCCGAAAUAAUGAUGAAGACUUACACGACCAAUGUCAUUGCACCAGUGAUGGUUACCAAGGCUUUGUUGCCAAGUUUGAUGCAAGCAGCUCAGCUGAGUGGUGAACAUGGCUUCAGCAGUGAGAAAGCAGCAGUUAUCAACAUGUCCUCUAUCAUGGCCUCCAUGGAGAUGUUCAACAUUCAAAAUGGGAAAGCGUAUUCCUACAGAGUCAGCAAGGCUGCACUGAACAUGGUCACUAAAUGCUUAGCCAGUGAGCUGAAACCCCAUGGAAUCCUUUGUGCAUCAGUGCACCCAGGCUGGGUCAAAACAGACAUGGGUGGAGAAAAGGCAUCAUUAUUCAAAGAAGAAAGUGUGCAGGGGAUUCUCAAGGUACUUGCAAGGCUUUCAGAACAAGACAAUGGAUUGUUUUUAGACUGGAGAGGUCAACGUUUACCUUGGUGAAGAUGAACAUGUGUGAAUUAUUAUGAAAUAGAAAUGAAAGCUAUGACUUAUGCAGCAAACCUGUUUAUGAAAUAUUAAAAAUUGUUAUGAAAUUA